Scheffersomyces stipitis CBS 6054 is the source of this 2187-nucleotide messenger RNA. RefSeq names its product ferric reductase transmembrane component (Ferric-chelate reductase) (gene FRE1.2). The record is from RefSeq and is a predicted model, not a curated record. Bases 1 to 2187 code for a protein of 728 amino acids. Gene Ontology annotation, cellular component: plasma membrane. The transcript has a single exon. Gene Ontology annotation, molecular function: ferric-chelate reductase activity. Lineage: Eukaryota; Fungi; Ascomycota; Pichiomycetes; Serinales; Debaryomycetaceae. Gene Ontology annotation, biological process: intracellular iron ion homeostasis; iron ion transport; copper ion import.
AUGAAGUCGGGUAUCUUCUACCUCACUAUUGGUUCUUUGUUAUCUGUAGCUGCUGGAACAGCAGCUCCUUAUGAAAAGUAUGGUGCUCCAAAGAAAGCGAUGUAUGCCUGCAAUUAUCAACUUUCUUCGACUGCCACUUGGUGCUCUGCUGAUAUUGAUCAAACAACUUGUUAUUGUUCAAACCCUUAUGCAUUGAGUAGUGUUGCAGGAUGUUACAGUUAUGCCGGUAGAAAUACCACCAAGAAUUAUAAAGUUCUCAUUGAAGCAUGCCUGGAAGUUAAUGUCACUCUCACUAUGGAUCAAUUGGAACAAGCCUAUGUUAACUACACCAAGAAUGCCAAAUCUCCAGCUGAUAUUGAAGGUUUCAAUGCCACUGAAGUAGUCGAGGUGCCAAUUAAGUUACAAGAUAAUGUCACUGAUCUUUAUAUGAGAGCAUAUGAUGUGUUCUUGGACAACUAUGAUUUUUCUCUCUACUAUGGAUCUGGCUUACUUGGAUAUUGGUGUCUUGUUUUCGUUCUUGCUGCCAUUUGCAACUGGUCAAAGAUAUUAUUUCCUGGCUUAUUUAAGUCAUUAACUGGUCCAUUUUCAACCUUGGUUAGAAAGCAUAUCACAAUGCCAGCUACCUUCAACAACAGGAAAACUCAUGAAUUUACUUUCUUGAAAUUCUUCCAAAUUUUGAUUCCUUCGAGACUCGAAACAUUGAUAAUUAGUGGAUUCGUAAUCCUUACAAUUGCUCUUAGCGCUACAAGAAUUUACUAUAUCGAAGGUGAUCCCUUGUUUGAAUCGAGGAAGAUUGCAAUUCUGCGUUAUAUUGCUGAUCGUACCGGAAUUCUUGCAACAAAUUUAACCCCUUUGUUGAUUUUAUUUGCUGGACGUAAUAACUUCUUGCAAUGGGUCACCAGAUGGAAUUUUGCAACCUUCAUUACCUACCAUAAAUGGGUGGCAAGAAUAACUUUCAUUUUGGUAUUAAUCCACGCCGUUGGCUUUACUAUCGAUCUUGGAUCAUACUAUUCUGAAGAUGUCAAAGAUUUGUACUUAAUAAUGGGUAUUGUUGCCACUGUGGGUGGUGGCAUAAUUCUCUUCCAAGGUCUUCUUUAUUUGAGAAGAUCCUGGUACGAGUUUUUCUUGCUCACUCAUAUUGUGUUGGCUGUACUUUGGAUUGCUGGAGGCUGGUUACAUGUUGUUGAUUUGGGUUAUAUACACUGGUUCUACGCCGCCGCUGCCGUUUGGGUUUUUGACAGAGCAGUCAGAAUUGGAAGAUUAAUCGUCUUCGGAUUUCCAAGAUCAACGGUUUCCUUGUUGGCUGACGAGACUUUAAAGGUUGAUAUUCCAAAACCAGCACAUUGGAAAUCUGUCCCUGGCGGACACGCCUUUAUUCACUUCUUAAGACCAAGUUGUUUCUGGCAGUCCCAUCCAUUUACAUUCACUGAGUCUUAUGAACAGAAGGACACUAUUACUCUCUAUUGUAAAGUCAAGGGAGGUGUCACGCACGGCCUUUACCAAUACCUUGCUACACACCCAGGGAAGACUACACAAAUUAGAGUUGCUGUUGAAGGUCCAUAUGGUGAACCUACCGCAGCAUAUAGAUAUGACUCUGCUAUAUUCAUUGCUGGUGGAAAUGGUAUUCCAGGUAUUUUCUCCGAAGCUGUAAGCAUUGCCAGCAGAUCUAGAGAAAACACUAAGCAGACCAUUAAGUUGUUUUGGAUUGUUAGAGAAUACAAAUCCCUACUUUGGUUCUAUGAUGAACUACGCCAAUUGAAGAAUUCCAAGAUUCAAACAACAAUUUUCAUAACUAAACCUGAUUCUCAAAGACACUUAGAUGACUUCAAGCAGAAGGACUUUGAAAACUACAAUUCAGACAAAAUCUACAAAGAAUCAGAAGAAAAGAAAGAUCAUACCAGUGUCAAGGUCGAAAGCAAUAGUGAGAACGAAGAUGAAGCUAGCUCUACCACAGAUAUCAUCAACACAAUUCAUGAGGAGCUUGACCAUAUCAAUUUCAAGAUGGGAAGACCCACAAUGGAGGAGCUUGUUGGUGAAGAAAUUAAAGAGUCAACUGGAUCUGUUGCUUUCGUUGCAUGUGGUCAUCCAAUUAUGCUUGACGACCUUCGUUCUUCAGUUGUCAAGAACUUAGACAACAAGGAAAAGAAACGUAUUGAAUUCUUUGAACAGUUACAAGUAUGGGCCUAA